GUUCGAUAUUCGGAAUACAUUUGCAGUGCUAAAAAUAAUCUUAACGCAACAAACGAUGUUUCGAUACGUUGUUCUGCUGGUUGUGGUUGUGCUGAUGCUGUUGGUGAAUAGUGGUUAUGGAUACAUCGUCAAGGAUGGAAAUUGCUCUCUGGUUUCCAGUAGCAUGCCUGUGGUGACCAAUUUUGAGCUGGAAAAGUAUCUUGGCAAAUGGUAUGAAAUCGAACGAUACGAACAGGACUACCAGCGGAAUCUGGAGUGCGUAACGGCAGAGUACAUCCGAAAUAGCCAGGAUGCAUCGGUAGAUGUCAAGAGCAAGGGAUUCCUAGCAACCAAGGAUGCAUACGCUUCAUUUGCCGGAAUAGCUGUAAUGUCCGAUCCUCAGGCGAAUCCUACCGUUGGAAAAUUGAACGUUAGCUAUGGGAUCAGAGCUAGUGGAAUUUCCAACUAUUGGAUCGUGGACACCGACUACGUAAACUAUGCAGUAGUUUAUUCCUGCACACCAAUUGCCGAUUCCGAAUCCAUCAUCGAAGGAUAUUGGCUUCUCUCCCGAACACCAGCCCUCGCUGAAGAGCCGCAGCUAAUGGACAAGCUACAAUAUCUACAAACGAAUUAUUUCGUACCUUCGCACGUCAGAGCUACCAACCAAAGCGAAUCAUUAUGCCGAAAAGAGCCUGAAAUACCACCGGUUCCAGCAGAGACCGUUCUGCCACCGUUGCCAUGAAAUUGGUCGUAAAUUUAACUGCCUUCGUCUCAAAUUUGUCAAAUCCGGUCGACUAUUUCAGACAUCGACAGUGGUGCCAUCAUAAGCACACAGUAUUAACCAAGCCAUCUUCGACACUUUUACUUUCAACCACUCAACAACAAGACUAACCGGCCGGCCACUGAGUGUGAUUCUCUUUAAUCUUCUUUUCUUUCGACAUCCAUACAUUAUACCUAGGCGAUAAGUUUUUUGUUUCCUUUGAUUUGUUUUCCUUACUGAGUACCAAUACUACCGACGCUAGGGAGGCAGCUCCCACACCUGGACCCUACCUAUCGACCCAUCAUGGACCGGGGACCAACGGCUUUACUUCCGUUCUGAAGGAAGACGUGGUGAUCAGAGUUUUAUGCCUCAGAAAAUCCCGACGGCGCCGACUGGGAUUGAACCCAGGCCCUUUGGAGUGAGAGGCAGUCACGCUUACCACUUCAUCACGGGCACCACUCUAGGCGAUAA
Messenger RNA from Ochlerotatus camptorhynchus, 1210 nucleotides. Its product is annotated as apolipoprotein D-like. The record is from RefSeq and is a predicted model, not a curated record. The transcript is spliced from 4 exons. Gene Ontology annotation, cellular component: cytoplasm. Lineage: Eukaryota; Metazoa; Arthropoda; Insecta; Diptera; Culicidae. The coding region runs from base 56 to 721 and encodes 221 amino acids. Gene Ontology annotation, molecular function: pigment binding. Gene Ontology annotation, biological process: response to reactive oxygen species; lipid metabolic process.